Messenger RNA from Didymodactylos carnosus, 1514 nucleotides. The record is from the annotation of a GenBank genome assembly. Lineage: Eukaryota; Metazoa; Rotifera; Eurotatoria; Philodinida; Philodinidae.
GCUCGGUAAAAAUAGUUUUAACUUGAUGUUUUUUCUAAACAUAGUUUAUUUGAUUCAACAAAGCGGAUGGGUCCAUCACACGUUGAGAAGAAUCGAAAAGGAAAAAUUGAUUAUCACACAUACAUACGAAAAACAUACACUCACACACAAUAGUAGAUAGAUGAAACAUGCAGGGCUUCACCUGAAAUAUCUGAAAUGUUUGGAAAAACCUGAAAAUCGAAAAACUAGACUUUUGUCAUAUUUUAAUUUUUUCUUGUUCUAUUUCCCAUUUUAAAAAUCCGACUUAUACAUGAAUCAAACGAGCUGAAAAAACUGAACAAGAUAGGCUAGUUUUAAGAAGUUCAAUUCAUAAAUUAGUGGCCAAAAAAAUUCAAUUCAAAAGGAUACUAUAUUCUUAAAGAACAGAAUGGCAGAGUACCCUGAACACUGUUACAAAAGAGCUGCUCAAUGUGUCGAAUGAAACUGUUUUCUGGCCUCCUGAUUUUUUUUUUGAAAAAACCUGAAAACUUUUACGCGCUCACCUGAAAAACCUGGCAGGUAUUUCGAAUUUUUCACUCUCACCCCUGAACAUGUGAAAUAGAGAGCGAGCAUAUAGAAUAACGUCAUAAAAGGAACAUAAAUUUUUCUACGUAAGAUAAUACAAGACUGAAAUAAAUAUAAUUAUGGGAAACAUGAAGAUGUGUAUGCAGUUUGAUAUAUUUGAGAAACACUAAGUCUAUUGCAAAAGGGAUUAUAUCUGUAGGGGUUCUCAUAUUCAUUUUGAUGGUACAGAAGUUACAACACAUCAUGGACGAAAACGAUUUGUAAUUUAUCAUAUUGUCACCACUUGUCUUGGUACUCCACCAACAACAUUUGAAUACGAGUAUUACGAUUCAAGUAAAGAAUAUCAUAAAAUCGGACCAAUUACGCCUCUUGCGUUUUAUGAAAAACAUGUGAAACCAGUUUAUAAUGUUGAUGAAAAAGUUUGUUUGGUUCAUGAUCCACGUGCUUCACAUCCGUAUAAUAAAUUAUAUACUGUCGAAUAUCUUGGAAAUAUUGUUGGAAGCAGAGAGACAUUGUACAACAAUCAAGAAAUUUCUGUUUUGAAAAAAGCUGCAUAUGAUUCAAUUAAAGCUGAUGAAGCUAAAUUUGGUAUAAUGGAUUUAUCGAUACUUAAUACCGAAUUAUUUUUUAAUUCAACAUGGCCAUGUCAAAAUAAAGCCUCUCGAUUGGAGUAUGGUGAAUCAUUGAUGACGCAUGCGAUGGUAUUUACUGGUGUACAUGUAGAAAAAUCAUUAUCGUUGAACACAAAUCAAACAGCUGGACAACAACAACAACAAACUCCGAAACCUUCAAAUGAUAGUAAUCAUGUUUCGUCAGAUGAACAAGGAACAUUAAAUAAUAAUGAAUUAGCUCGUAAUAAUAGUGAUAAUUUAGUUUGUGUAUGUAUGUGUGAUAAUCAAUUUUUCCUUUUCGAUUCUUCUCAACGUGUGAUGGACCCAUCCGCUUUGUUGAAUCAAAUAAACUAUGUUUAG